This is a messenger RNA of Pleuronectes platessa (European plaice), 1176 nucleotides long. RefSeq names its product SPO11 initiator of meiotic double stranded breaks (gene spo11). Gene Ontology annotation, cellular component: nuclear chromosome. The coding region runs from base 1 to 1176 and encodes 391 amino acids. Gene Ontology annotation, biological process: meiotic DNA double-strand break processing; meiotic DNA double-strand break formation; reciprocal meiotic recombination. The transcript is spliced from 13 exons. NCBI's taxonomy places the organism in Eukaryota, Metazoa, Chordata, Actinopteri, Pleuronectiformes, Pleuronectidae. The record is from RefSeq and is a predicted model, not a curated record. Gene Ontology annotation, molecular function: ATP binding; DNA topoisomerase type II (double strand cut, ATP-hydrolyzing) activity; DNA binding.
AUGAUGGCGUCCUGGGCAGCAGAAGGUUUGACAGAAAUCGACAAACUCCAAGCUGAGCAGCUGAACGGUGUUGGAGUCGUGACAGACAGGCAGCACGAGCAGGAGGAAAUCAGCCACAGGGAAAUUUUGGCCCGUAUUGAAAACAUCAUCCUAGGAAUAGUGACCAGCCUUUCCAAAGAAGAGGCUCCUUUCCUGGCACUGCCCAACAGAUCCAGCUGGGCUAACGUCAGUUUUCACAGUGCCGUGGGGCUUCAGAUGAGUUCAGGAAGUUCCGUCAGCACCAUUAGGAGCGACUGUCCUUCGUCUGUCACUAAAUUUGCACAAAUUCUCAAGAUCCUCUCUGUCAUCUACAAACUUGUGCAGAGCAACUCGUACGCCACUAAAAGAGACAUCUAUUACAACAACACACAGCUGUUUGUUUCACAGACAACUGUGGACAGUAUUGUAGACGAUAUCUCCUGCAUGCUGAAGGUUCCUCGCAGAUCUCUUCAUGUGUUGGCCACGUCCAAGGGAUUAAUCGCAGGUGAUCUGCGUUACAUGGAGGAGGACGGCACACGGAUUGACUGCCACUCAAGCUCUGCUGGUGUUGCAGUUUCAUCAAACAUUGCUGGGAUUAGAAAUAUUGUAUCAUCUGCGAAAUUUGUCCUGAUAGUUGAGAAGGAUGCAACUUUCCAGAGACUCCUGGAUGACGACUUCUGCACGAAGCUCCGUCCCUGCAUCAUAAUCACAGGUAAAGGUGUGCCAGAUGUGAACAGCAGGUUGAUGGUGAGGAAGCUUUGGGACACACUGCACGUCCCCACCUUUGCUUUGGUGGAUGCUGACCCUCACGGCAUUGAAAUCAUGUGUAUCUACAAGUACGGAUCAGUGGCCAUGUCUUUUGAGGCCCACAGUCUGACCGUCCCCAGCGUUAUGUGGCUAGGCCUCCUCCCCUCUGACCUCCGGAGGUUGCAGGUUCCCGAGGAUGCCCUGAUCCCACUCACCGAGAGAGAUGAAAGCAAACUCAGUAGUCUUCUUAAAAGGCCGUACUUGAGCAGCCAGCCCGACUGGCAGAGAGAGAUGGAACUGAUGCAACAGACUAAGGUCAAGGCUGAAAUACAGUCCCUGGCAGCCAUAGCUCCUGAUUUCCUCACCAGCAUCUACCUGCCCAACAAGCUGCGUUACGGAGGCUGGAUAUGA